UGGACUAUUGACCCUUUGAUGCCUAUAAUUGCUUUUUCUUCGUCUCAUUUCCAUUUUCGAUCUAAACCUGAAGAAAGGUUUUCUUUUUCCUUUCUUGAGUGCUUCAAGUGAUUUUUCCCAGAAAGAGAAGUUCUUUUAAGACCGACUAGAUUCCGACAAAAGGGAAAAAGGAAACAUGUCUCUACUCAGAAGGAGGAAACCCAUCAAUGAAUCUUCAGAUUCAAAACCCUUAUUGGAGAAAGAGGAAGAACAACACCACCAAGAAGAUCAUGAUGAAGACGACAACGAUGAUGGUAAUGGCAAAAACAAGAAAACCCCAUCAAAGAUCAGGAAGGAACGUGGGGAGAAACCUCCAUCGCCUCCGCCACCACCACCACAGUCUAAGUGGUCGUGUUUGGACACGUGCUGUUGGUUCAUCGGUUGCAUAUGUAUAACGUGGUGGCUGCUGUUGUUCCUUUACAAUGCAAUGCCAGCUUCAUUUCCUCAGUAUGUAACGGAGGCAAUAACGGGUCCUUUGCCCGACCCGCCUGGUGUGAAGCUUAAGAAGGAAGGGUUGGAGGCUAAGCAUCCGGUGGUGUUUGUUCCGGGGAUUGUCACCGGUGGGCUUGAGUUGUGGGAAGGACGAGAGUGUGCUGAAGGAUUGUUUAGAAAGCGGCUAUGGGGUGGUACUUUUGGUGAAGUGUAUAAAAGACCUCUAUGCUGGCUGGAACACAUGUCAUUGGAUAACGAAACCGGUUUAGAUCCUUGUGGCAUAAGAGUGAGACCCGUCUCUGGACUAGUAGCUGCAGAUUAUUUUGCUCCAGGGUAUUUUGUGUGGGCAGUUCUUAUUGCUAACUUGGCUCGGAUCGGAUACGAGGAGAAGAACAUGUAUAUGGCUGCCUAUGAUUGGAGACUCUCUUUUCAAAACACUGAGGUACGUGAUCAAACACUGAGCCGUAUUAAGAGUAAUAUCGAACUGCUGGUUGCUACGAAUGGAGGGAGAAAAGUAGUAGCCAUUCCACACUCCAUGGGAGUUCUGUAUUUCCUACAUUUCAUGAAGUGGGUUGAGGCACCUGCUCCCAUGGGUGGUGGGGGUGGCCCAGAUUGGUGUUCAAAGCAUAUUAAAGCCGUGGUUAACAUCGGUGGGCCGUUUCUCGGUGUUCCAAAAGCUAUUGCCGGGCUUUUUUCUGCCGAGGCAAAGGAUAUUGCAGUUGCCAGGGCUCUUGCACCCGGUUUUCUGGAUAAUGAUAUAUUUCAGUUUCAAACAUUGCAACAUAUGAUGAGAAUGAGCAGGACUUGGGAUUCAACCAUGUCGAUGAUACCGAGAGGUGGGGACACAAUAUGGGGUGGUCUAGACUGGUCACCAGAGGAAGGUUAUUCUUGUAGCAAAAAGAGAGAACAGAAGAACGACACUCAGAUCACGGACCAAGCCGGUGCUGAAAAUGCAGUCUGUAAAGCUAGAAGUGUUAAUUAUGGAAGGAUGAUAUCUUUUGGAAAAGAUGUUGCCGAGGCACCUUCAUCCGAGAUAGAGAGGAUAGACUUCAGGGGUGCUAUUAAAGGUCAUAGUGCUGCAAACACAACUUGUCGAGACGUGUGGACGGAGUAUCAUGACAUGGGAUUUGCCGGUAUCAAAGCAGUAGCCGAGUAUAAAACUUACACUGCUGAAUCAAUUGUUGACUUGCUUCAUUUCAUUGCUCCGAAAAUGAUGGCUCGCGGUACUGCUCAUUUCUCCUACGGAAUUGCAGAAAACUUGGAUGACCCUAAGUAUAAACACUACAAGUACUGGUCGAACCCUUUGGAAACAACGUUGCCAAAUGCUCCAGAUAUGGAAAUCUUUUCUCUAUACGGAGUUGGCCUACCGACCGAACGAGCAUAUGUGUACAAGUUAUCUCCGCAUGCCGAGUGUAGUAUUCCAUUUAAGAUCGACACAUCGGCUGAUGAUGAAGACACCUGCCUGAGGGAUGGUGUGUAUUCUGUUGACGGGGACGAGACAGUCCCGGUUUUAAGUGCUGGUUUCAUGUGUGCUAAAGGUUGGCGUGGUAAAACCCGAUUUAAUCCAUCCGGGAUUCGAACGUACGUAAGGGAGUACAAUCAUUCCCCCCCAGCCAACCUACUCGAGGGACGUGGCACCCUCAGCGGUGCUCAUGUUGAUAUCAUGGGAAACUUCGCAUUGAUCGAGGAUGUUAUAAGGAUAGCUGCCGGUGCUUCUGGUGAAGAACUGGGAGGGGAUCAAGUUCAUUCAGAUAUCUUUAACUGGUCCGAGAAGAUCAAGUUGCAACUGGACGACGAUACACCGGCCCAUUCAUCCAGGUGAUUCAAUGAAGUGGCUUCCAUAUUACUUGAACAAGUGAAGAACGUGGAUAAUUUCUUUGUAUGGUAUUUGAGAAGUGAACCAGGAUUUGGAUUGUAGAUUUCAUUGUUUAGCUGCUAUAUCUUUACCUUAACAUCAUCUAUAAAUUGUAACAUAAUUUUACCAAGGAUUAUGCACUGAACCUAUUAGGAGUUGGAUAUAUAUUUUUUGCAUUUCUUUAAUAAUUGAACCUAUUAGGAGUUGGAUUUUUUUAUAAGCAAUGAAAAUUUAUUAUUAUA
Hibiscus syriacus is the source of this 2568-nucleotide messenger RNA. Its product is annotated as phospholipid:diacylglycerol acyltransferase 1-like. Gene Ontology annotation, cellular component: cytoplasm. Gene Ontology annotation, biological process: lipid metabolic process. The coding region runs from base 176 to 2293 and encodes 705 amino acids. The record is from RefSeq and is a predicted model, not a curated record. Lineage: Eukaryota; Viridiplantae; Streptophyta; Magnoliopsida; Malvales; Malvaceae. The transcript has 7 exons.